Messenger RNA from Effrenium voratum, 2252 nucleotides. Lineage: Eukaryota; Dinophyceae; Suessiales; Symbiodiniaceae. The record is from the annotation of a GenBank genome assembly.
AGCCAAUCAGUGGCUGUGGAGAGGGGGAGCGUUAAACCGGGCACGCCAUGGCGAGAGUGUUCGAUGCUGCAAUUGUUGCGGCUCGGACAAGCUGAUGGCGUAUCGAUUUUCAGAAGUGCAGCAGCCAGUCGAUCAGCUUGCGUCCUUAAAUCCUUGCAUCGGCGUCUGAGCUCUCAGGGAAGCUUUCAGCAAGGCGUCGCUGGUACUGUCAAAGUUUAUUUCCUGAUUGGUUCACGGACUCGGUUUCUGAGCCCUGAGGAAAUCCUCGCGAAGAGGAAAUUCGGCGGCUGCGCACUACCAAGGACGUGUUGGCAUAUUUUCUGGCUCAGCGGGACAAGCUGAUACCCGCAGAUGUGUGCUGCAUCCUUGAGGCAUUGUGGUCCAGGUCCCAGGAGCACGAAGACAUCAAGGCGGCCAAGAAACAACUUUUCAACGAUGCCGACUUCAUGGCCAUCAUGAAAGAUGUGCUCUUCAAGCUGGACCGAUACUCGGCACCCGAGCUGCCGCGCCUGCUGGGGGCGCUGUUCGACAUGCGUUGGAACGACCGGCAGCUCUUCAAGAUUGUGGAACCCAUGGUGAUCCAGCACUUGCCAUCCAUGGAUUGUGGGAGCCUGCCUUUGGUGGCACACAGCUUCGUUGGCAUCCGCUGUGGCAGCCGCUUGCUCUUCAACGAGUUGGUGCAUCGCUGCUUCCAAUCGGAGCAUUUUACGCCUGAGGGCGUGGCCUCCCUGACAGCGGCCUUCGCCAAGGCCCCGCACAAACCCAAGACCUUCCUGAUCGGCUUUGCCCCGGUGGUGUCGCAGCACCUGCCAUCCUUUACUGCUGACCAGCUGCAAAGAGUCUUGCUGGCAUAUUCAGAAUGGCCGGCCGAAAUUCCUGCAGAGUUCAUGGAGCAACUCGCGCAUUUCCUGGUGCAAGACAAUGCGCAGAUGAUUCGGACAGGCUUGCCUGCACAACAAUUGGUGACGAUCCUGCGUUUUCUGGCUCUUUGGAGUGCACGGGCAAAGGCAGCUAGGGAAGACCCAGGAGCGAGGCGAGCAUUUGAGCCCAUCUACAUUCUCUGCGCGAAAACGCUGGUUGCUGCAUGUGAUGAGCUUACAACUGAAGAGUCAUCUCAAGCCAUGUGGGCCUAUUGUAAAAUGAAACUUGUUCCCAAGGUUCUUUUUCAGAGACUGUACAGCAACAUAUUGCCAUCCUUCCAACAACUCUCCUUGCCCAGCUUGGCUCCCUGUCUGCUAAACACAGCACGAGCUGCCUCUGGCCAAAUGCAGUUUUGGGAUGAUGCACAUCCCACCGAAGCGAUCACGACGAGAGAUUUGCCACGGGACUACACUUUGUUCGAAGACCGGCGUUUGCUUUUGGCUGCGGAGACCCACAUUGUGAGGUGUAUGGGGGACAUCGCUCCACGUGAUCUCACAGCUGUAGUGCAGGCCUACAGCCUGGCCCACGUGGGGUCUCCGGGCCUGUUCUCGGUGCUGCAGAGGGCGGCGAUGGAGCAAUGCCGGCAGCUCCCAGCGGAGCAGCUCAGCUCCCAGCUGAGCAGCUUUGCCAUGCUGCGGCUGGGGCCCUCCUUCGCCCGGGAGGCCCAGAUCGACAUCCUGGACCGCCUGGCCCAGCUCCCAGUGACUGCGGUCUGCGACAUUUUGUGGGCCUUCUGCGUGCUGCGGCACCGUGACCCCCAUUUCUUCAAGGCGCUGCUGGGCAUUUUGUCCCCCGGGUCUGUGGCAAACCGGCGCUGCGCCUGGCUAUGCCCCGCUCUGCUGGAGAUUAGGACUCACUUCCCGGAUAUGGACCCGGAGGGUUUGGACCGGUACAUGGGCUACGUGCAGCCGGACUUCCGGCACGUGCAGCUACGGCAAGCAGCCCCGGAGUCAGCCCGCAAGUCUUUGCGGAGCUGCCUGGAACAAGCUGGACUCCAGUGCACUGAGUUGGUGGAGGUUGACGGCUACAUAGUGGACGUGCUGGUGGAAAGUGGAGAUUUGGAGAAGCCGGUGGCCAUACAAUACCAUUCAGCACCCCGCACGCUACAUUUGUCUACUGGAGAGCCAUUGGGCGGGACCAUGAUGAAGCAGCGGUAUUUGCGCGCCCGCGGAUUUUGCGUGGUGAACAUUUUGGACAAGUCCUGGGAAGAACUGGACGAGCGAGCGGAGGAUCUCUUGCAGCAGGUUCGGCAGGCUCAGAAGCAGCCAACUGGAAGGAGUUUUGUUGGCCCGGCAGCAAAAGGCCGCAAGUGCUUUGGCUUCUUUUUUUGA